AUGUAUCGCAGGUUUAUAGCACCACUGCUGGCAGUCUUUUGCUUCUUCCUUGUCGUUACGAGUCUCUAUCUUGGGCGUGAUCACCUUACUUGGCGCUCAGGUUCUUAUAUUCCUGUACAGAAAGAAGAGGUUGAGAACAGUCCCAGCCUAAAAUUAACGACAGUAGUGACGACAACGAGUGCUAAGAUUGAAGAGAGCCCUUCGCAUACGCCAACUCCAGCUCCAACAAUUUCAAACGGUAAUAUAUUAUCGGCUGAGCGUAUAUCACCCUACAUAGCAGCUAUACUGGACCCAUUAUCUACGGCCCUCCCUCGUCUCGAGUGCCCUGCUCUAAAUGUCAAUCGUUACCAGAUCCUCCAAGAGUCUCGACAUGGGGAUGAAGUUGUAGACUCACAAAUUGAUUAUUUCUUUGCUCUCAACUUGCGGGACUGCAUUGGCAUUCUCCCGCGCCUGAUGGGUAGCAUCGUUGAAGCUAUUCGUUUCCUUGGACCCCAUCGUUGUGCGUUAUCUCUCGUUGAGGGAAACUCCCCUGACGGCACAUCCGAUAUUCUCUCCACUCUGAAGCCCUUCUUGGAAGACUUAGGACUGGUCUAUUUCUACAACAGUUCCAAGAUCAACCCAGCACAAGGAAAUGCACGUAUCCAUAAGCUCGCCCAACUACGCAACCUAGCCCUCACUCCCCUUUAUAAAGAGCAAGUCAGUGCCACAGACGAAACAACAGUGCUUUUCAUCAACGAUGUGUCCGCCUGUACAGAAGAUAUUCUCGAGCUCGCUCUUCAGCGACGUAGUCUCAACGCAGACAUGACAUGCGCUAUGGAUUGGACCUACGUAGGACCCGACCCACCCUUUUACGAUAUCUGGAUAGCCCGUACCAUAGCAGGAGACUCCUUUUUCGAGGUCGGCUCCGAUGGAAAUUGGAACUCAGCUUGGAACCUCUUCUGGAACGCCCCGGGAACACGCUCACGCUACGACGCACAACAACCCUUCCAGGUUUUUGCCUGCUGGAACGGGGCUACCGCGUUUACUGCGGCGCCGUUAUUACAUGGUCUUCGGUUUCGAGAUACUCGCAAAGGAGAGUGUUUUCAAGGGGAGCCCCAGUUGUUUUGUAAGGAUAUGUGGUCUCGGGGUUUUCGCAAGAUUGCAGUUGUGCCGAGUGUAAAUCUCGAGUAUUCUGACGAGAAGGCCGCAGAUAUCAAGAAGCUGAAGGGCUAUGUAUCGAAUAUAGUUGGAAGACAGGAGGAAGAUGGUGUACUAAAUUGGGUAUAUGAUCCCCCAAAGCAGGGACGCAAUGGGUACGGUUUUGAAGUUAUUACGCACGGAAAGGUUUUGCAAUGA
This is a messenger RNA of Fusarium subglutinans, 1335 nucleotides long. RefSeq names its product alpha-1 3-mannosyltransferase. The transcript is spliced from 3 exons. The coding region runs from base 1 to 1335 and encodes 444 amino acids. The record is from RefSeq and is a predicted model, not a curated record. NCBI's taxonomy places the organism in Eukaryota, Fungi, Ascomycota, Sordariomycetes, Hypocreales, Nectriaceae.